AUGGUUGGCAAGCCAUUAGUCCGACAACUUCCAACGGAGAGUGACAAUGAUAGCCCACACGACGUCCCUCUGGAAUACUGCAGAUACUAUGAGGACCUAAUUCAUGACAGUGUGGUUCUCACUAUGCCAAGGCUGUCAACGGAGCGAUAUCAAGACAUUUCGAGACCCCCCGAGCAGUACGCGGCGAAGAGACUUUCUAGGCCCACUAUUGCUUUCCAGUUAAAGACUUUCCGCUCAGCAUAUAUAUAUGCAUCUUUCUGA
Molecule: messenger RNA, 261 nt
Organism: Morchella importuna
Lineage: Eukaryota; Fungi; Ascomycota; Pezizomycetes; Pezizales; Morchellaceae
Exons: 5
Coding region: 1-261 (86 amino acids)
Source: RefSeq, a predicted model, not a curated record